Molecule: messenger RNA, 526 nt
Organism: Cotesia congregata
Lineage: Eukaryota; Metazoa; Arthropoda; Insecta; Hymenoptera; Braconidae
Source: the annotation of a GenBank genome assembly
GCCGUUGUAUAGUGAGGUAAAUACGGACACAUGUAAAUCAGCCUCUUUUACACUGACGUCGCUCAACAUGUCGCUGAUCAUCCCAGAGAAAUUCCAGCACAUCCUUCGUAUCGUUGGUACGAACAUUGAUGGUAACCGGAACAUCAUGUUCGCGUUGACCAGCAUCAAAGGAGUUGGAAGACGUUACGCCAACAUUGUAUGCAAGAAGGCAGAUAUCGAUUUAACCAAGCGUGCUGGAGAAUGUACCGAAGAGGAGGUUGAAAAAAUCGUCACCAUCAUGACCAACCCCAGACAAUACAAAAUCCCAGACUGGUUCCUCAACAGACAAAAGGAUAUCAUUGACGGAAAAUACUCCCAGCUCACCAGUUCCAACUUGGACUCUAAAUUGCGUGAAGAUUUGGAACGCAUGAAGAAAAUCCGCGCUCACCGUGGUCUUCGUCAUUUCUGGGGUCUUCGUGUCCGAGGACAACAUACCAAGACAACUGGUCGACGUGGUCGUACUGUUGGUGUGUCCAAGAAGAAGUAA